Molecule: messenger RNA, 3157 nt
Organism: Protopterus annectens (West African lungfish)
Lineage: Eukaryota; Metazoa; Chordata; Ceratodontiformes; Protopteridae
Gene: DLX3
Product: distal-less homeobox 3
Exons: 3
Coding region: 154-1005 (283 amino acids)
Biological process (GO): embryo development; regulation of transcription by RNA polymerase II; epithelial cell differentiation
Molecular function (GO): DNA-binding transcription factor activity, RNA polymerase II-specific; RNA polymerase II cis-regulatory region sequence-specific DNA binding
Source: RefSeq, a predicted model, not a curated record
CCACUCGACGCAUCCAGGAUCUAGGACAGAGACAUAUUUCAGAGACAGCAAAGGAAGAACGUUUCUUUUUAAAGGGACAAGGCAGCGCAAAACCCUUGUUGUUGGAUCUUAGAGAACUGCGUUUUUUUUUUGCUUGGUUGGGCUCCAGACGCCAUGAGCGCGACAUUUGAUCGCAAGAUCCCCAGCAUCCUGACGGACAUCUCAGCAAACAUUAGCUGCCAUCCCUCUUCCAAGGAUUCCUCACCCACCUUGCCCGAGUCUUCAUCUACAGACUUGGGUUACUACAGCGCGCAGAGUGACUAUUACACGGGUCCACAGCAGUCCUACUCACAGCCUAUGAGUCACUACCCCUACCAGCACCAACAGUACAGUUUCGCUGGGCUUGGAGGCUCAGGGACAUAUGCUCCCAAAUCGGAGUACCCCUACGGCAGUGGUUCCUAUCAUCCACGGCAGUAUGGUCAUUUCACUCGGGAACAGCAGCAGCCAACAGAGAGCAAUACAGUUUCGAUCAAAGAAGAGCCAGAUGCGGAGGUGAGGAUCGUCAAUGGCAAAGCUAAAAAGGUCCGUAAGCCCCGCACCAUCUACUCGAGCUACCAGCUGGCGGCGCUACAGAGGCGAUUUCAAAAGGCUCAGUACCUGGCUCUGCCAGAGAGGGCAGAGUUGGCCGCUCAACUAGGACUGACACAAACACAGGUGAAGAUCUGGUUCCAGAACAGAAGAUCCAAGUUCAAGAAACUGUAUAAAAAUGGAGAGAUGCCUUUAGACCACAGCCCUAACACCAGUGACUCUAUGGCAUGUAACUCACCUCCAUCUCCUGUUGUUUGGGACAAUACCAGCACCAGCACAAGGCACCAAGUCCCACAGGCCUCUCAUAGCUCAUCACCGACUUACCUGGAAGAAUUCACACCUUGGUACCAUCCCAGCCUGUCUGGGCCUCAUCUACAGCCACCAGCUCCCUUGCAUCAUCAUGUACCUCCUACACAGAGCACGGGGGCAGUGUACUAAGAGUGACAUGCCCAGGAGUUGGUUUACCAUGACUUAUUUAAAAAAAUACAUAAAAGGACAAAAACAGGCAUUAUAAGAACGUUUGCUCAGUUUCUCCUGAGCAGGUCGGUACUGCUGUGGGGCAGAUGGCUACAGACAUGGAAGUAAACCAUGUCAUUUUCACAGGGUAUUGAAUUCAUUUUUAAUGAAAACUCCAUUUUUAUCAGAAGGAAAUAUUUUCUUAUAAAAGACAUAUAUUUUGGUUCAAGAAUUGUGAAGCUUUUCUUUUAAAGGAUGUUGCAAAGGCAUGUUGCAUGUGUGUGUUGGGGGCGGGGGCAAGGGAUGGCAAUACAGGAAGGUCUUCAGUUUGGGAAAAGUUGCCAACCAGCUUAUCUAAUCCUCCCUGUAUUUAUUCAUCUCCAAGAAUUGUUUGGUGCAUGAAUUAACAGCUGACAACUGAUGUAUGUAAACAGCAAAACACUAUGACUAAAAGGAAAGAUAGCUGUAGAAGCACUCUUCUGUUCUCAGUUCUGUGCAAUAAUCCAUAUAAAAAUAAGAUGGUUAUAAAUGGCGUUUUAAUUUACAAAGUAUCUGUAAUUGUUGUCUUUACAACUUACCUAUAAGUUACUUACAGAAAAAACAGAGCAUCAAAUGCUGUUUAACAUAAUGUACAUUUUUUUUGGUAUGACAGUGGAUUUUACAUCUACAUAUUUUUAACCCCUUCUAACUCAUGCCAUAAAUUUGUUCUUAACUUAAUCCAUUACCAGGGAGACUUGGAAGCCCUUCUUCUUGAGUAGUGUUAAGAAUGUAUACAUUUUCUUUGGAACACUGGCGUGUAGGCCACAAUUGAAACGGUUCCUCUGCAUGUAUGGUGUGUAUAUAUAUAUAUAUAUAUAUAUAUAUAUAUAUAUAUAUAUAUAUAUAUAUAUAUAUAUAUAUAUAUAUAUAUAUAUCUGCAUGAGGAAAGUUGGAGAAUGCACAGCUACUUGUAUCUAUGGAACCAUUCCAACUGGACUUAUUAGAAGCAUUUUCUAGUGUUCUUAUCAUUAAGCAUAUGAAAUGCAUUCAUGCUAAUGAGAAGAAUCUACCAGGAAGGACUGGUUAAGCAGAAAAUAAUUGUAGUGCUCCAUAUAGUUUAAGGAAUCCUAAUGUAGUACUUAAACUUGUCAUGCUAGGUUUGCAGUAUUUUAAACCAAAUAAAUGAUUGCACUCAGUAAUCUGUCUAGCACCAAUCAACACUGUCAAAUACAAAUAAAAAUAAAUAGGUUUUCAAUGCAAACUAUCAUCAGAUGUUGGAUAUAAUUCAUUCAUACGUCUACCUUUGCUUGAUAACUGGUGAUAUCUACAAACCUGCAUAUCCAUAUAUUGUAUAUUCGUAGAAAGGGGAGUUUGACCUUAUUCAAUUUGCAGUCAACAGUGUCUCAGCAGCUGUAACAGUAAUGACUCUAAAAGUUGUACCCUUUUCUAUGCCAUACUGGCCAUUUACUAUUUAAUGCGUUCAAAUGCCCCAAUUUGAAGCUCAGAUUCGGUGCAUUUUCUAGGUUUUACAAAUAAUAAUAAUAAUAAUAAUAGUAGUAAAAAUAAUAAUAACAAUAAUAGGCAGUUAAUGAGACCCCCCGCUUUCCCCACACACUACUGAUGGAUUUGUUGUUCUUAUAAGGCUUUUAAGGUUGCAAUAACUAUGCAGAUAUUUUAAUAUAUUAUUUAACACAAGUUUGGGCUGGUUUAAUUUAUUAAAAUUGCUUUGUUCUCCUCGUAUCGGGGGGGCUGCAUUAUCAGAUCCCAUUCAUAUGGACUGAAUUUCAUUCUGGGCUGAAUCUACCAAGGUCCAUUUUUUUAUAGGGACACUACUUGCUGGAAUCAAUAAAAAGUAAUUAUUUAAAAAAUGAAUUAAACUACAGUUUUUAGCCAUUUGUAGCAUCUCAGGUCUGUAUGUAUUUAUGAAAUGUUGUAUAAAUGAAAUGUAAAUAAAAUAUGUUUGUAUGUAAAUGUAACUAUUUUCCUAGUUUUUUUUAGACACGUAAUGUGUGAGUUCCAGAAUUAAUUUUGUGAUAAUCUCACAGUGUAAGAUGUGUUAAGUAUUAAACUGUUGCAUUUGUUUUAAUCCUGAGUUAAAAAGUAUUUAAAAUGUUAAUAAAUGCCUUUCCAGGGCAAGGAUAUAAGUUUUUAGAAA